Molecule: messenger RNA, 840 nt
Organism: Hirsutella rhossiliensis
Lineage: Eukaryota; Fungi; Ascomycota; Sordariomycetes; Hypocreales; Ophiocordycipitaceae
Product: glycosyltransferase sugar-binding containing DXD motif domain-containing protein
Exons: 2
Coding region: 1-840 (279 amino acids)
Biological process (GO): protein N-linked glycosylation
Cellular component (GO): mannan polymerase complex
Molecular function (GO): alpha-1,6-mannosyltransferase activity
Source: RefSeq, a predicted model, not a curated record
AUGAAACGAUACUCAAGAAUUUUGCCUUGCGCCUUGUUGUUUGCCAUCUUCUUCAUCUGGGGCUACUUCUUGCUGCCCCACGAUCUCAGCUCCGCCCGACAAUCUCUAGCCCAGCAGCCUCUCUGGCGGCCGCGAUUUUCAUCUCCCAAGACGUCGACGCAACAAGGCUCAGAUACCCUUAUCCCGCAAAAGAUUUGGCAGAUUUUCUUCAGACAGCCAACUCCUAGGGACUUAUCCGACACUGCCUCAUGGCUGGCGCUCAACCGCGGCUAUGAAUACCGCUUGCUCGGGGCGGCCGAGGGCGAGGCCCUCAUUAGUCGCUAUUUUGGAACGGAUGGGGACGAGGUCCAGGUCUAUAACCAGCUUCAGAGCUCCGGCAUGAAAUCUGACCUGCUUCGCUAUCUUGUCCUGGCAGCUGAAGGAGGCGUCUACACCGACAUCGACACCGAGGCAUUGCAUCCAAUUGACUCCUGGAUACCACCACAGUUCAGAAGCAAAACCCGCGUCAUUGUCGGUAUAGAGUUCGAUCGCCUCGACGGGCCCAACUGGGAAACCACAGGCCCUAUCGCGUGGACGGAUGUAGUAUUCGAGCAAUUCCGUUCGUUUGAGCCCGACUUUGUCUCUCUGCGAAAUCUCAGCGACCUUCAAGAGCCAAGGCUUAUUGGAGACAUCCUGGUCCUCCCGAUAGACGGCUUCGGCACGGGGCAGUUGCAUUCCAACAGCACGCAUGGCGACACAGUCUCAAAGUCGGCACUCCUCAGACAUCGGUUUGGUGGUUCAUGGAGAAAGCCGAGUCAAGACGACACCGGGAGAGAGCCAAUUCAAGAUGACACAAACUAA